Molecule: messenger RNA, 561 nt
Organism: Pseudomyrmex gracilis
Lineage: Eukaryota; Metazoa; Arthropoda; Insecta; Hymenoptera; Formicidae
Exons: 4
Coding region: 225-542 (105 amino acids)
Source: RefSeq, a predicted model, not a curated record
CGACGCUACGGAGCAAUGUAGUAUUGCAAGCAUUUCGAACGAAAGUACGACAUAUUAUAGCGUGCGUGUCACAAAGAAAAUCAACGCGAAAGUACGAGAACGCGAACGGUAGUGACGACAAUUUUGAAAUUCGUGCGCGUCGCAAAGUCGGAAUCACCGAAAAGUCAAGCCAUUAACAAGCGCGCCGUUGAGGACUCGAAGCGAGGGCAGCGGAAGGAAGCCUGAUGGCUUUCAGAACAUUUGUGACUUUGACAACCUGUGCGUUACGAUCACGGCAUGCUUACACAACCGGCACGUUACUCUGGAUUCAUCUUCUUCCCUCCCUCUUUCUCUCUCUCGCGCGCUUUCUACUUCAACAUACAUUCAAACACACAGUCGGCGAAAACUUUCCUGGCGGGAUUUGGGAAGCGAGGCGAAAACGCGAGCUUUCCUACCAAGGAAAUACGGCUCCGAGGGGGGUUCCCAGGGCAACGCCACCGGCAGCCAGUCGGCAUCUCCCGGAGGAUAUCAGACGAAAGGCGAAAGAGAUGAAGACGAAAUGACGACGGGUGAAAGGACGAA